Messenger RNA from Drosophila obscura, 1254 nucleotides. RefSeq lists its product as uncharacterized. The coding region runs from base 320 to 1222 and encodes 300 amino acids. NCBI's taxonomy places the organism in Eukaryota, Metazoa, Arthropoda, Insecta, Diptera, Drosophilidae. The record is from RefSeq and is a predicted model, not a curated record. The transcript has 4 exons.
GGAGGGACCAUCACCAGCAACAGCAGAAGAACUCGCCCAACGACGCCUCAGGCAGAAACUGCUCCAACCUUAACUAUGAUCUGCUGUGGGCUCCCGCUCUGAGCCGUAACGUUGCGACGCGAUGAACGUGGAAGACCGGCAAACGUUUAAGACCAACUGAAUCGAGGUGCCAGACUGAAUGUGCAGACAAGAUGCGGCCAACUUGGGGUGAUGGUGAUGGUGAUGUUGGGUGAGCAUAACUAUACCAUACCGGUAACUCACACACACACACACACACGCAUCGAAAGACAGCGGGAGAGAGAGUGAGAGAUUUCUGAAGAUGCCUAAAACAGAAGCAUUCAAAUGUGGUCCACUUUCUAAUUUGAUCGAAUAUUCGCAUAUAAAAACUGAAGUUUCUCAACAGAACUUUAGUCCAUUUCGUGUCACCAUGAAGUCACAUUGCGGAGCUGCAACUGUUAGCCUUCUGCUAUGGGUAUCAUUGAUAAGAAACGGCCACGCGGAGGGUACGCCUCCCCUGGCAGUCCUGACAGCUGGAGCUGAGGAUGGGGAACCUCCUCUGAUAGUGCUGACGAGCCCCAUAACAAAGCCAGUGGUAUCGGAGGCAAUCGAAUACGAAACAACGGAGGCAGGAACAACUAGCGAUGCUGAGUCGGAAGUGACAGUGAAACCAACCCAGCCAACACAAGCGCCUGACAAGACGAAGCCUGGACUCAGCCUCAACGCUCUCAAUGGCCCUCAGUCGUAUCUGCAGGCCCAACUCUUGUCAAUGCCUGAAAUGUGGAACAGCUCUCCCCAAUUAGCACCUGGCCCGAACUUCGACGCAACGCAACUGUCCCGUGCACCGCUGUACUAUCCGAUGCCGGUUUAUAUCCCAUAUCCAAUUUCAUUCAUGCAGAACUAUGCCCCAAGUUUGCGCAUGGCCAACCCUGAGGACCAAGUCGGAGCGAAAUUCAAUGAAAUUCUGGCUGAGACUCUCCUCAAGGACUCAGGAUUGAAUCUGAGAAAGAUCUGGAAGGACCUAAGUUCAAAUAACAUCGGGAACCGCCCUCUACCAACCAAAUGGCGGGGCAAGUUUAGAAAAACAACAACCACAACAACAACUACUUCAGAAGCACCACCAACUACAAUUUCCACAGAGCCCACAAAAUGGCGGGGCAAGUUUAGAAAAACAACAACAACUACUUCAGAAGCACCGCCAGCUACAACAUCCACAGGGCCAUAAAAUUGUUGAAAGGGAAAAGUCUAGAAUGAAAC